UUUCGCAAAAAUGAUGAAAUGAAGGCUAUGGAAGUAUUACCAAUUUUAAAGGAAAAAGUUGCAUACCUUUCAGGUGGCCGAGAUAAGCGUGGAGGCCCCAUUCUAACAUUUCCAGCUCGUAGUAAUCAUGAUAGAAUACGGCAGGAAGACCUUAGAAGACUAAUUUCAUACCUAGCUUGUAUUCCUAGUGAGGAAGUAUGUAAACGAGGAUUCACCGUCAUUGUAGAUAUGCGUGGGUCAAAAUGGGACUCCAUAAAGCCUCUGCUGAAGAUUUUACAGGAAUCCUUUCCCUGUUGUAUUCAUGUUGCACUGAUAAUCAAGCCAGACAAUUUCUGGCAGAAACAGAGGACUAACUUCGGCAGCUCUAAGUUUGAGUUUGAGACAAAUAUGGUGUCUCUGGAAGGCCUUACCAAAGUAGUUGAUCCUUCUCAGCUAACCCCAGAAUUUGAUGGCUGUUUGGAGUACAACCAUGAGGAGUGGAUAGAGAUCAGAGUUGCCUUUGAGGACUACAUUAGCAAUGCAACCCAUAUGCUGUCCAGACUGGAGGAGCUGCAAGAUAUAUUGUCAAAAAAGGAAAUGCCUCAGGACCUGGAAGGUGCUCGCAAUAUGAUAGAGGAGCACUCACAAUUAAAAAAGAAAGUCAUUAAGGCCCCUAUCGAGGACCUUGAUGUGGAAGGACAAAAGCUGCUCCAGCGGAUACAGAGCAGUGAUAGCUUCCCCAAAAAGAACUCUGGGUCAGGGAAUGCAGACUUACAGAACCUUUUACCCAAAGUAUCCACCAUGCUGGACAGGCUGCACUCAACACGGCAGCAUCUGCAUCAGAUGUGGCAUGUGCGGAAAUUGAAAUUGGACCAAUGUUUUCAGCUCAGGCUGUUUGAGCAGGAUGCUGAAAAGAUGUUUGACUGGAUCACACACAACAAAGGUCUGUUUCUGAACAGCUACACGGAAAUUGGAACCAGUCACCCGCAUGCGAUGGAGCUUCAGACACAGCACAAUCACUUUGCCAUGAACUGUAUGAAUGUGUAUGUAAACAUAAACCGGAUCAUGUCAGUAGCAAAUCGCCUGGUCGAGUCUGGCCAUUAUGCUUCACAGCAAAUAAAACAGAUUGCUAGUCAGUUGGAGCAAGAAUGGAAGGCGUUUGCUGCAGCCUUGGAUGAACGUAGCACAUUACUGGAUAUGUCCUCCAUCUUCCAUCAGAAAGCUGAACAGUACAUGAGCAAUGUAGACUCAUGGUGUAAAGCCUGUGGUGAGGUGGAGCUUCCCUCAGAACUGCAAGAUUUAGAAGAUGCUAUCCAUCAUCAUCAAGGGAUAUAUGAGCAUAUUACGUUGGCUUACUCUGAGGUGAGCCAAGAUGGAAAGUCACUGCUUGACAAACUUCAGAGACCUUUGACUCCUGGGAGUUCUGAUUCCCUCACUGCUUCAGCUAACUACUCAAAAGCAGUUCAUCAUGUUCUGGAUGUCAUCCAUGAAGUACUGCACCACCAGCGCCAACUGGAAAAUAUUUGGCAGCAUCGUAAGGUCCGCUUGCACCAGAGGCUUCAGCUAUGUGUUUUUCAACAGGAUGUUCAACAGGUGUUGGAUUGGAUUGAAAACCAUGGAGAAGCUUUUCUUAGCAAACAUACUGGAGUGGGAAAAUCCCUGCAUCGGGCUAGAGCUUUGCAGAAACGCCAUGAAGACUUUGAAGAGGUUGCACAGAACACAUAUACCAACGCAGAUAAGCUCCUAGAAGCAGCCGAACAGCUCGCUCAGACUGGGGAGUGUGACCCAGAGGAAAUUUAUCAAGCUGCCCAUCAGCUCGAAGACCGAAUACAGGAUUUUGUUAGGCGUGUGGAGCAACGCAAGAUCCUGCUGGACAUGUCUGUGUCCUUUCACACUCAUGUUAAAGAGCUGUGGACAUGGCUUGAAGAGUUACAGAAAGAACUGCUUGAUGAUGUCUAUGCUGAGUCUGUGGAGGCUGUCCAAGACCUGAUUAAACGUUUUGGUCAACAACAACAGACCACUCUGCAGGUUACAGUCAACGUCAUAAAAGAAGGUGAAGAUCUUAUACAGCAACUAAGGGAUUCUGCCAUUUCUAGUAACAAGACCCCCCAUAACAGCUCGAUCAACCACAUAGAGACAGUCCUGCAGCAGCUGGAUGAAGCCCAAUCUCAGAUGGAGGAGCUUUUUCAAGAACGCAAGAUCAAGCUUGAGCUGUUUCUGCAGCUCCGCAUAUUUGAAAGAGAUGCAAUAGAU
Phaethon lepturus (White-tailed tropicbird) is the source of this 2232-nucleotide messenger RNA. RefSeq names its product triple functional domain protein-like. The transcript is spliced from 12 exons. NCBI's taxonomy places the organism in Eukaryota, Metazoa, Chordata, Aves, Phaethontiformes, Phaethontidae. Gene Ontology annotation, molecular function: guanyl-nucleotide exchange factor activity; protein binding. Gene Ontology annotation, biological process: axon guidance. The record is from RefSeq and is a predicted model, not a curated record. The annotation marks the transcript as partial. Gene Ontology annotation, cellular component: cytoplasm.